AAAAAACAAAACAAAAUGGCCUUCGCUGGAAUUCUUAAGGAUGAGGAUGUGGCUGCAGCCAUCAGUGCCUGCUCUGCUGCAGAUAGCUUCAACUACAAAACCUUCUUUGCCAAGGUUGGCCUGUCAGCUAAAUCUGCCGAUGAGAUUAAGAAGGCCUUCUUUGUAAUUGAUCAGGACAAGAGCGGCUUCAUUGAGGAAGAUGAGCUGAAACUGUUCCUGCAGAACUUCUCUGCUGGUGCCAGAGCUCUGACUGAUGCUGAGACCAAGGCCUUCCUUGCAGCUGGUGACAGUGAUGGCGAUGGCAAAAUUGGAGUUGAUGGUACUUAAGCAAUACUAGCCCUCGCAGAGCUUAAAUGAAAGGCAUUAUAAUUUAAUAAUGAAGACAAAUAUGUGAGACAGACAAUAGAUACACUGAUUGCUUACACAAAUGAUUCUGUGUGUUCAGUAGAUAUUUGAUUAAUAUUUUAAUCACUUUUUAGUCUGGUGUUUAUAUAGUUAUUU
Molecule: messenger RNA, 501 nt
Organism: Ictalurus furcatus (blue catfish)
Lineage: Eukaryota; Metazoa; Chordata; Actinopteri; Siluriformes; Ictaluridae
Product: parvalbumin-2
Exons: 3
Coding region: 16-327 (103 amino acids)
Cellular component (GO): cytoplasm; nucleus
Molecular function (GO): calcium ion binding
Source: RefSeq, a predicted model, not a curated record